GCAUUCUGAUUCUUCAAGCAUUCUUCACUUUCUUAUAUACUUCCUGAUUUUUUGCCAGGUCGUCCUGGGCUUCUCAAAUAACAUAUUAUCUAUUUCAUUUGCUUCCGUCCAGAUUUUACAUUCGUUCAAUUCACUCUUUUCACAUUCGAGGAUUUUGCAUUCCCUCUAGACAAUCAUUCUUUGCACAUUUCAAGAAAACUACAAAAAUCAUCAUAUAUUUCAAUCGGCAACAUGCGCACUAACGCAGUCAACGCGUUAACCUUGCUUUUAUCUACUUCCGGACUUGUGUCGGCUCAGUAUAUAGCACCUACCCCUACUACCUCGGGAUAUAGCCCUGCGACUGUAUCAGGACGACCAACUGCGAAUGACAUGAGUGCACCCAAGGUGGUGGCAGCUCAGGUCAAGUCAGAUGCUCAUUCAGCCAUCGAGGCAUUUGCUGGAGCAGUCACGGCCUCAGCGGGAAGUUCCACCACUCAAUCGUCUCGUGAAACAGCUCAGCUAUUCCAGAAUAUUGUGAAAGGCGCGAUUGCUUAUCCAUUGAACCAAAACAUCGGCUCUAGCGCUGCUCCGUCUCAAGAACGUUUGAAUGCGAUGGCGGAUGCAAUUAACAAAACCCUCAACAGCAUACAAGACACUGCGACGAAGAUUCUUUCCUCCAGUCAGGGUGCUUUACACUUUAACGACUUGAAAGACUGUAUUGGUGGGCUGGUUCAGCAGGGAGGUCUGCACGACGGGGAAAGCUGUGUAGUGAACGGCAUGUCGGUAACUGGAGUGUCUAACCUUAUGUCUAGUGUGCUUAAGACGUUUGGAGGGAACGGGAUUCCUCAAUCUAUCUUACACGAUGCUUCCAAGGCACUAGAUCCUAGUUUCACAGCUGUGCUUCCCGGCGAGCAGAAAUUUUACGAUUCAGUCAACAACGCUAUCACCUCUGUUCAAGCUAGCGUGAGCGGACAGCUCGUAGCAGCCUUGAACGACGCUCAAAAUUGUUUCCAAGAUGCCAUGAAGAGUGAUGCUAGCUACCCGGACAAGAUGAAAGCUACUCAGAACUGUAUGCGCUCCCCUACUGGCAAAUCAACGUACAAUGACUUGAAGACACUUUACCUCUCCGUCACCAACCAGUUUGUUGGUUAUCUGCAACCAAAUAUCCUUGAUUCUAUUCACACUAUUGCCGACAAUUAUUUGAAUACAAGCUCUCAAACCGAUAAUGACAAAUACUUCCGCGAUGCCAUUGCUCAGAGUACAUCUUCGAUUGUCGCGUCCAACGCUGGAAACCAAGUCACUUAUGCAUACAAGAUCGCAGACUGUCUUGACACUUUGGUUGGAACCACCAGCCCUACUUCAGCCGCCAACAUUGCCGCCACCCAUAACUGUCUAACAAAGCCAAACGGCCCCGCGGCAUCAGUCAAGGAAAUUGUCUAUGGAUACAUUCAACAAAUGUACGGAGUCUUGCCAGCCUCAUUAGCAGCCAAAAUUGAAUCUAGCGGUGUACAAAACCUAGACCCUAAAGAUCCAAAUUACGCUUCCAAGGUUCAAGCUCUUCAUGAGACUUUUGAGAAGACUAAUGUGGGACCUGAAUACGUCACUUGUUACGAAGCAUUUGUGGAUUGCUUGUUCGAUGCCUCCAACGGAGCGCUCGAACACCCGGGUAACACUCAACAGGCUUGUCUUCUUGGUGACUCUUGCAAGACUACUCCAGAUGGUAAAAAGAAUUUGGCAGUACCUAUCGGUCGUCGUGCGCUCGCAGCUCAUCACAUCCGCUCGGUUCCACAACAAGCUCGAGUUGUACGAAGGUACACAAGUAGCUCGAAUCAGCACUAUCUUCUCGAUAGCUUUGCCGCAAUCAUGAAGCCAGUUCGUUGAUAGAUCUUUAAGAAGCUUUUGGUUUCCAAUUAUCAUAGUCUAAGCAUGUUGUCUGAUAGCUUGGUUGUCGAUUCUUCAUACCAUCAUACAUGUAUUCUUCUUUGUCGCUCUUUACAUUUUUCUUCGAUUUGUGCAGUUGCGAACAUUCAAGAAGGCAGUCUCUUCUGCUUAUACAGACUUUUUUUGUGAAUAGCUUACUUUUUGUUUUGUGUUUCUCUUUGGUAUAAUUGUUGUGAAGCGACUUACAUCUUUUUCUUUGGUUUGCUCUGAUAUGAGUUUGAUAAUUGACAUUUGAGUUGUCUUAUUUCGAGUUGAGCAUAUGUCUUGAGCAAAAGCAAGGGAGGAGGCCUAAAGCAGCUUCUCGUACAAAUUUAAUUUUGUCUUUCAAUCAAAUUUUAUGCAACGAAUUAAGUUCAUAUAUCAUUAUCGU
Molecule: messenger RNA, 2290 nt
Organism: Melampsora larici-populina 98AG31
Lineage: Eukaryota; Fungi; Basidiomycota; Pucciniomycetes; Pucciniales; Melampsoraceae
Exons: 8
Coding region: 232-1860 (542 amino acids)
Source: RefSeq, a predicted model, not a curated record